CCUGCUUAGCCUCCCCCCAAAUCUUUACUCUCCUCGGCGGCGGGUUAGUGUAUUUAUUCUCUCCCUCUACUAGGCAAGAGCCAUGAAGGGAGGCUGCAUUACCCCGGGGACGAUCGCUGGGCUCUUUUGCCCGGGUCUCCUUCUUUUGGCAUCCGCUGAAAUAGCCGUCUACACGAAUCAUUUUUUGGUGGAGUUGCACCGAGGGGGCGAGCCAGAAGCGAAGCAACUCGCUGCCGAAUAUGGCUUUAGUGGGGUCCGAAAGCUUCCCUUUAUAGAUGCUGGGUACCAUUUUUAUCAUAAUGGCAUCUCCAGGGCCAGGAGAAGACGCAGUCUUCAGCACAAGCUUCAUUUGGAAAAAGACCCGAGGAUAAAGAAGGCUGUGCAGCAGGAAGGCUUUGGCAGAAAAAAGCGAGGCUAUAGAGAGAUCAAUGAAAUUGACAUAAACAUGAAUGAUCCUUUAUUUACAAAGCAGUGGUACCUGAUCAACACUGGUCAAGCAGAUGGGACCCCUGGACUUGAUCUAAAUGUGGCUGAAGCCUGGGAGCUGGGAUAUACAGGGAAAGGUGUUACCAUAGGAAUUAUGGAUGAUGGAAUUGAUUAUCUUCAUCCUGAUCUUGCCUCAAAUUAUAAUGCCAAAGCCAGCUAUGACUUCAGCAGUAACGACCCCUACCCGUAUCCCCGCUACACAGAUGACUGGUUUAACAGUCAUGGAACCAGGUGUGCAGGGGAAGUGUCGGCUGCAGCAAACAACAACAUCUGUGGAGUUGGCGUGGCAUACAACUCAAAGGUGGCAGGUAUCCGAAUGCUGGACCAGCCUUUUAUGACAGACAUUAUUGAGGCUUCCUCUAUCAGUCACAUGCCUCAAGUCAUAGAUAUAUAUAGUGCCAGCUGGGGGCCAACUGAUAACGGAAAGACUGUGGAUGGACCUAGAGAACUAACUUUGCAAGCCAUGGCAGAUGGUGUGAACAAGGGCCGUGGCGGCAAGGGCAGCAUCUACGUCUGGGCCUCUGGAGAUGGAGGCAGCUAUGAUGAUUGUAACUGUGACGGCUACGCAUCAAGCAUGUGGACUAUCUCCAUCAAUUCUGCUAUUAAUGAUGGCCGGACAGCUCUGUACGAUGAAAGCUGCUCUUCGACCUUGGCCUCCACGUUCAGCAAUGGGAGGAAGAGAAAUCCCGAAGCUGGUGUGGCUACUACGGAUUUAUAUGGCAACUGUACCCUACGUCAUUCUGGAACAUCUGCAGCUGCACCUGAGGCAGCUGGCGUGUUUGCAUUGGCACUGGAGGCUAACCUGGAUUUGACGUGGAGAGACAUGCAGCAUCUGACAGUGCUCACCUCCAAAAGGAACCAACUUCAUGACGAAGUCCAUCAAUGGCGUAGAAAUGGUGUUGGUCUGGAAUUUAACCAUUUGUUUGGCUAUGGAGUCCUUGAUGCUGGGGCAAUGGUUAAAAUGGCAAAAGACUGGAAGACUGUUCCAGAGAGAUUCCACUGCGUUGGAGGAUCAAUACAAGAACCUGAAAAAAUACCAUCAAGUGGCAAGUUGGUUCUAACACUUACAACUGAUGCUUGUGAGGGGAAAGAAAACUUUGUCCGCUACCUAGAACAUGUGCAAGCAGUUAUAACCGUGAACUCUACUAGGCGAGGGGACCUCAACAUCAACAUGACAUCACCUAUGGGGACUAAAUCCAUUUUACUGAGCCGACGUCCAAGAGAUGAUGACUCCAAGGUGGGUUUUGACAAAUGGCCUUUCAUGACAACACACACUUGGGGAGAAGACCCCAGAGGCACUUGGGUUCUGGAAGUUGGAUUUGUUGAUAGCAUGCCACAGAGGGGAGUACUGAAGGAAUGGACAUUGAUGCUACAUGGGACACAAAGCGCACCAUAUAUAGACCAAAUAGUAAGAGAUUACCAAUCCAAACUGGCUAUGUCCAAGAAGGAAGAGCUGGAAGAAGAAUUAGACGAAGCGGUAGAGAGAAGUCUGAAGAGUAUACUGAGCAAGAACUAGCACAGUUCUGCAUGUUGGUCUCUUACCUUUCUAGCUCAUUCUACUCACCUUUCUACUAUCCAGACUUCUGUGUUAGACAUAUUACAAUGUCUCCAUAGCCAAAUUAUCAUACUUUAUAGAUUUUAAAGUCUUAUAUCCUGUCAAUGAUUAUUUUAAUUACAACCGAAGCAAUCUUUUUUUACUCUAAGCCACAGAUAUGUUGUUCCCUAUCAACUAUUCUGUACAGUUUGUGACUGUAAAUGAUUUUGUGUCAUACAAAUAGGUAAUAACUUGCAAACAAAACCGUGAUGGCUUUUCCCUUCAUAUUUUUGUGGUAAAUGUUGUUUGUAUUUAAAAAUUUAAAAAAGAGAGAGUAAAUUUUAAAACUGGCAGUUAGUGGUAAUGAACCCAUUUGGUCAGCUUUCAUGAUAGAGAUGUUAACAGUAACAAGUUGGCUGGAGAGGCCUUUGAAUGACCAACAGCCUGAUUCUGCGCCAUUGACUUCAAUGGGAGUUUUCCCAUUGACUUCAGUAAGAAUAGGAAUAGGCCCUAAAAGGAAAAAAUAAUCCAGAGAUUAAGAAAGAUGGUAACCUUCUCUCAGAAACCAAUGCCUUUUGCCGUUUCCUUUUUACUUACACACACACACACAC
Messenger RNA from Terrapene triunguis (Three-toed box turtle), 2631 nucleotides. It is a transcript of the gene PCSK2, whose product is annotated as proprotein convertase subtilisin/kexin type 2. Bases 83 to 2002 code for a protein of 639 amino acids. Lineage: Eukaryota; Metazoa; Chordata; Testudines; Emydidae. The record is from RefSeq and is a predicted model, not a curated record. Gene Ontology annotation, molecular function: serine-type endopeptidase activity. Gene Ontology annotation, biological process: protein processing. Gene Ontology annotation, cellular component: trans-Golgi network; Golgi membrane. The transcript is spliced from 12 exons.